Molecule: messenger RNA, 3970 nt
Organism: Branchiostoma floridae (Florida lancelet)
Lineage: Eukaryota; Metazoa; Chordata; Leptocardii; Amphioxiformes; Branchiostomatidae
Product: trichohyalin-like
Exons: 3
Coding region: 1414-3930 (838 amino acids)
Biological process (GO): mRNA export from nucleus
Cellular component (GO): nuclear pore
Molecular function (GO): structural constituent of nuclear pore
Source: RefSeq, a predicted model, not a curated record
GAGCGCUUUGUCUCGGGGCAACUGCGCAUGCAAGGCCGAGGAUCGGGUAAACGUAAACCGUUGUAACGUGUAAGGCAAUACCGGCAAUUGGGUAAAAUAUUUGGUCGGGGCGGGUCGGCCUAUGCCUCACUAUAGACACCCGAUCCUUUUGUGCGAGAACGGGAAACAAACUUGCCGCUUUCACCGCCAAGAACAACUUGUUUUUUCUACAGCAAUCACGGAUCCCCAUCUCUUUCCCUAUCAUUAGCACGUAUAUCCCUGAAAAUAGGGUAUCUAAUUCUAAUCUAUCCCAACAAGUGGAGUACCAACAAUUGCUAGGACACCGUCGGAUAGUCGACACCCUGGUCUUUUUCUAGCGUUAGAAAUCCAGAUUGUUUCGUGGCGUAACCGUACCCGGUCAUUCCUCUGCGUAGUUAGGUAGAGGUAUCGCUCUUACAAAGAUAACAACAAUGGAGGAGAGCCAUUCAGCUCGCUGAUAAGACUGAGAGAAUCGGAGUCGGCCGAGUUUAUUUGUCCUGCCCGUUUUCACCUCUACCUACGGGUCACCACCAGUGUGAAUGGAGAGAAGGGGGAUACGCGCCGUGUGGUGACGUUUCGACCAGUUUAACUUUAGUCCUAGGAGCCGACGAACACACGUCAACAUCGCUGACUCAUCGGAAGGGACCACGAAACGAUUUACAGGCGUAACGAACGGGCUCUCAGCUCAGGACAAAGGCCUUGUUUACCGACGGCUUGAGGUAAACAAACAAACAAACCGAGAAAGGGGACAUCUGCGAGUACAACAGGUGAGGGAGGCCAUGUCAUGACGUCAGCGCGUGACUCGACUUCGGACCGGCAGAUUUUCGAUCUUUCAAAGUCCAUGGAAGACAGAGGGCUAAAAGGCUGGAAACGGAACAGUCUGGACAGGUCAUUGUAGUGAGAUUUCACUCUGAUUACCGUGGAAAAAAGCUCAUCUCCGUUUCUAUAGCAACAAAGCAUCCGACCCCGUUAUUGGAUUGGAUUAACAUUCGGUGAGUUUCUACAGUGCAGUUUCACGCCUACAAAACCACAACAUUGCAAGGUGAACGGUAGAUGAAGAAAUGUUGCUAUGACCUUUGGUAUGACCUUGACACUGAGCUUAAGACACGCUUGAAGACGUGCCCAACGACUCAAGACACUGCCUCGCACCCCAGGAGGUUCUGUUGUUGAAGUGUAUGCAUACACGGUGUGUGAAUGGCGGAGUAAAUCAGGUUAGUCCGUGCCAUUUACUCUGACGGAAGUCAGAACACGACACCGCACUGUGGAACAACGCGCGCGAGGCUCCCCGUGAGAAAGCCCCGGACCUGACUGACAAUGCUCACGGCGUGCUAAUCUCCAGGGCGCCGCCCAGUAAUUUCCAACCCUUUGUGACAUGUAGAAAAACGAAUUGUAUUCAUGGCAACUCCCAUGGUGAUGAGAAUGGCGGCCACGGACCAAAUAAUCAAACAAACCCGCCAGGUCUUGGCGAACAACAAUAAGAUGUAUAACGAGAUUAAGGCCAGUGAGAAGCACCUUAUGCAGCUCUACCAAGACUCCAGAGAGAGCGCCGAGGAGUUGGAGGCGUCUUACAAGGAUCUCAAGGAGUCCGAGAGGGAAAAUGAACGUCUUAGACAAGGAUACUACCAGGCCUUGGCGGAGAAGAAGCAAUUCGAGGAGGAGCGCGACUUGUACUUCGAGUACUCCAAGAUUUUGAACGAAAAGAAGGACAAGUUUAUUUCGAGAACGCAACGCGUGACCUCGACGAGUGGUAAGUACAUCGAACUUUCCUUACAACUGUCUGAGAAGACGGACAGCUACAUAAGGAAGCUGCUAGAAGAAGUGGAGAAAUUUCACCAAGUGUACGGCACCCUAACGGAAGAGAAAGAGAAGUUCAAACGCGAGUGUAGCGAUCUGAGCAAGGAGAUAGAAGUGUUUAAGAAGGAAUCGGAGAAACUGACACAUGAGAGGGAUAAGUAUGAACUGCAAGGCAUCGCCCUCGGUGGCGAGAUAGACGAGUUGAAAGAAACUCGCGACACCUUGGAAGAAGAGAGAAAUAAGUACCGAGAAGAAGGCAGCAAAAUGACCAAGGAGAGAGACAAAUACAAAGAGCAGACGGAAGAGUUGACGAAGGACAGAGACCGGUUUAAGGAAGAAUCUAUCCGACUGGCGGAGGAGAAGGAGAAAUACAAGGAGGACGGCAUCCGACUUGCAGGAGAGGUGGAGAAAUACAGCUCACAAGCCCGAGUGCUCGAAGAAGAAAGGAACAAAUUCAAAACGGAAUCUGAGAAGUUGACAAAAGAAAGGGACGAAUUCAAGGAGGAAAGCGAGAAGCUCUUGGUGGAAAGGGACGGUUUCAAGGAGGAGACGGGUAAGCUUAACACAGAGAUCUCUCGCUUUAAGGAAAAUGUUAAAGGCUUGGCGAAGGACAGGGAUAAAUUCAAAGAACAGGUCACAAAGCUGACCCAAGAACGGGACAUGUACAGGGAUGACUACAGGAAAAUUAUCAGGGAAAGAGAAACAGUGGGAAAGGAAAAGGACAGACUCGCGUUGGAGGAAUUCAGAGCGAAGGAGAAGAACUCAGAACUGAGAGAAACCAAGAGAGAAAUAGAACAGAGGUACGAGUCGGCAAAGAAGGAGAAAUCUAAGGUGGAAUCUAUGGUACAAAAAGACGAACGGACAAUGACUCAACUCAAGAAGGAGAUCAAGAAGCAAGAGAAGAUCAUCGCGGACUUGAAGGCGCAGAGAGACCGCACGAUUCGUAGAAGAGACGCGCGAACACAGACAGACCAAGACUUGGAGUGUGAGCUGAGGGAUAUCGCGGUGGCACAUGCGCAGCUGAAGAUGAGACAAGCCAUGAAAGAGCGAGAAAAAUUGAGAAUAGAAAGAGACAAAGCAGAGAAGGCCAGAGACCGCGCACUGUCGGUCCUAGACAAGAAAAUCGAGCAAAGUGACUCUAGCCGAGCUGCCGCAGACAAAGCCAAGGAUCGAGCCAAAGAACUUGAAGAGCUGGUUAAGAAACUCACCAAGUAUUAUGAUGCUUCCAAGAAAGAGCUAGCCAAGGCGGACGCGAAGAUAGACAAGGACAAGAAGGCGAUUGAAGACUUGAAAGAUGACACUAAGAAACUGAAAUCACGGAUUGCCUCUCUGAAGAGAGAACGGGAUACCAGGAACAAAGAAGUACAGACGGACAGCCCCGACAACGAUGAAGAUAGUGUGGACGAGGAGAAGGAGGAGUUAGAACGUGACCUUGAACAGGCUCACCUUGACAUAGAGGACCUGCAGGAGCAGCUGAAGCAGUCGGAGGACCUGAGACGUCAGACCGAGCAGGAGAAGGAGAAGGAACGGCGCGACUACGAACUUGUUAAGCGGAAACUACGGUACUAUGAGAAGAAGAUGGAGGAAGAGAGGACCAAGAGGAUGAAACAGGGUUCGCAGCCAGAGGAGGCUAAACCUGCGAAAGAACCGGCGAAACCGCCGCCGCCUAAACCAAAGACAGCUCCGCCGUUCAAACCAGCGAAUAGACCGCCGACAGCACAUCCUAACAACACACCGAAGUCGGCGUGGUCUAAUAAUAAAACUAUGUCGUCAUCAGUGUCGUAUCGUACACAGACUCCACAAGCAUACACAGAACCUCCGAAAUCGAAGAUCACGAAUCCGUACAUGAUGCCGGCUGGCAUGCCGGCUUCCAGUCCGAUGUCGGCGGCAGCAGCGUCCGCCGCGCCCGCCUCGGCUCCCGCCAGCGCCAGCGGACCCACGAUAUCGCGCCCGCCGGCUAGCAUGGCAGGGCCCGCGUCAGCUAGCAUCCCCGGGCCCGGCGGGUAUGGAGGGUACGGCGCUUCUUCACAACCCAAACCGAUCCCAAUGAGAAGAAACACUUUUCUGAGACCGUCCGGAGGGGGAGCGAAGCCGGUUCCUACGAAAACAACGAAGUAGUCGCUAAAGAAAGACAUUCGGUUAUCAACGUGGAAAUCUU